Messenger RNA from Grus americana (Whooping crane), 627 nucleotides. It is a transcript of the gene GEMIN7, whose product is annotated as gem nuclear organelle associated protein 7. Gene Ontology annotation, cellular component: SMN-Sm protein complex. The record is from RefSeq and is a predicted model, not a curated record. Lineage: Eukaryota; Metazoa; Chordata; Aves; Gruiformes; Gruidae. The coding region runs from base 228 to 587 and encodes 119 amino acids. Gene Ontology annotation, biological process: spliceosomal snRNP assembly. The transcript has 2 exons.
CCCGCUCCGGCUGCGGGACGGGCGCGGGCCGCCGUGGCGAAUCUGCGGGAGCGAAUCGUUACGGGCGGGCGGGGGAGCAGCGCUGGGUUCGCCGCCGCACUUUCGCCACGCCGGGACGGGACGGGGACGGGGAGGCGGCAGCGCCCACCCGGAGCGGCGGAGGGAACGAAGACACGCGGGGAAGCGCCGCUGAGCCCCGAGACCGGCCCCUGACACCCGGAGCCGCCAUGCCCGUGCCAGUGGGGGUCCUACGGCUGCCGCGGGGCCCCGAGGGCUGCAGCCGGGGUUUCAGCCCCACCUCGCCCCGGUUCCAAGCGCUGCUGGGGGGCGACGCGGUGACGACGGCGGCGGCGCAGGGGGCACGGGCAGCCCUCCGACAACGGUACCUGCGGGGGUUGGCGGCCGCCCGGGGCCGCCCCACGCGAUUUUGCCUGCGGGCGGGGGUCCGGGUGGACGCAGUCUUCGGCGCAGCAGACGUGGACGCGGUGGCUUUCCAGGUGGACGCGCUGCAGACGCCCCUGGGCGUGCAGGCGGCCGCGCUGCUGCGCUGCGCCGACGUCCUCGCCUACUCCUUUCUCCUCGACUGACCGUUAAUUAAAAAAAAAAAAAAAAAAAAAGGCAAAAACC